Scaptodrosophila lebanonensis is the source of this 752-nucleotide messenger RNA. RefSeq lists its product as uncharacterized. Gene Ontology annotation, molecular function: protein heterodimerization activity. The transcript has 2 exons. The coding region runs from base 81 to 644 and encodes 187 amino acids. NCBI's taxonomy places the organism in Eukaryota, Metazoa, Arthropoda, Insecta, Diptera, Drosophilidae. The record is from RefSeq and is a predicted model, not a curated record.
GUUAUAGGGGUAAAGGCACACGUAAAGAUAAAGGCAAAACAGGAGUUGCUAGUGUUGAAGGUGAAUGUGCUAGAGUUGACAUGGAACUUAGUAAUAAUGAGAUGGAGAGGGGCAAGGGAAAGAACGAGAGUGUUGGUGAAAAUGGGUCGCAGAACGAAAUGCCAGCUAGCAUCGAAAAGAAAGCCGAAGCUCGUGCUGAAGUGCAAUGCAAAAGAAUCACUAAGGCUGAUUUGGACAUAGAAACAGACAUGGCCUUCGUGGAUAAUGCGCUGAAGAUGCUUAACAUGAAAGCUGGUCCAGAGGUGCGAAAUAUGCUCUUGAACUUGGCGUACACUUUAACUCGAGAUAAGAUUUUGGAGGCGAAGAGCUUUGCUGCGUUGGCCAAUAGGUCCGUUAUUGAUGUGAAGGACCUGGAAAUAGCCAAUAUUGCCAAAACCAAGGACUACACCCAUGGUCCCUACACCAAACCAGCAUUAGUGAAGCCUGCGGAGCUGCCAAAACCAUUGGGCUCGAAUAGCAUGUGGCUGCCACCAUUACGCCAUUGUCAGGUGGGCGAUGAACUGGAAUUGGAGGGCAUGGAAAAGAAGAGGCCAGCUGAGAAUAGGCUACCAAAGAAGAAGCCACAUAACAUUUUUAUGCAGUAACUUCAAAUACUUCGACUACAAUAUUGCAAAUUUUAAUUUUUAAAAUGAAACAUUUCAACAAAUUCAUUUUAAGCUUAUAUUAUAAUAAUAAAUCAAUGUCUCCUCGUU